AACGAAUGCUGUGCUGACGACUCAGACGACGUGUAAAGCAAAGUCAUUCCAACCCAAUCGAAAACCCAACUCUUUCUUACUCCCCAAGCAAAUCUCCUCGUCUCUUUGUUUGCUCGACCUGUAAAGCAAAUUCAUUAGUUUAAAGUCAAUCGGAGCGUAACUUAUGAUCUGUAUCUUUUUUCUCAAUGGCAAAGCUGAAGAUAGGAGGGACAUGGGCUGGUGUGAUAGACGUGGUAUUGGACGAAUGGACCGUACCCAUGUUGAGGAUAGAGGUGGCGAAGCGGUCAAACUGCGGCCCUGAGUCGAUCAAUUUGAUUUGCGCAGGAAAGGUCUUGAGAGAUGGCGAUGGCACUGAGAAGCUGGCCCAACUGGGCGUCAAAAACAACGCUAGGAUUCUCGCCAGUCGGGGCAGCGUCGAGGAGGGAAAGUCCUUGGAGGAGGGGUUGCUGGCCGAGGAGGAGCGUUCUCGGAGACUCAGCAGAGUCAAGGCAGCUGCCACGGCACUGGCCAAAAGGCAUGCAGAUGGUUCACUACCAGUUGAAGACUUUAACAUAGAGGUUGAAGAUCAAAGUGGACAGAUUGUACAGUUGGGAUCUGAAACUGAUCAGCGGGCAGUAAUGAUGGGACUGAUGCUUCAUGCAAAUGGAAAGCAACUAAUUAGGAGUGAGAACUACAAAGAUGCAUUAGAAGUGCUCACCAUGGGAGAGGAGGCUUUCUCUCUUUGCAAUCCGAAGGUCAUCGAGUUGAUUGACAAUGUCCCAAUACUGCAAAUAGACAUGGUCUGGUGUUAUUUCAUGCUCCGAGAUAUCAGAUGGCUCGCGGUGGCAGGAGCACGCCUGGAAAAGGCUAGGGAAGGAAUUGAACGUGCUCAUGGGAAAGACUACUCCCGUGUCAGACUCCUCCAAGCAGGUUGCCAUCCCGAGCUUGCAAUACAUUUGAGACUGGAGCUGCUGGAAGGGGUGGUGGCAUAUCAUAAUGGUGAGUUUGAUAGAUCAAGGAAGGCAUUGACCUCAGCGCAUGCAAAAUACUUCCAGCUGCAGGUACCAGAUGAAGCCUUAUCACUUGUUAUGAGCAUGGGAUUUAAAGAGCGUGAUGCAAAGAGGGCACUGCGAAUGAGCAAUCAAGAUGUUGGGAACGCUGUUGAUUUUCUUGUUGAGGAGAAGGCAAAAAGAGCACAGAAAAGAGAGGAGGAUAUUAGGCGAAGAACUGAAAUAAUGGAGCAAAAAAGGUAUGGAAUGACACCCUCAAAGAAAGCUGUGGAUCUUAAUAAACUGAAUGAAUUGGUCUCUGUUGGGUUUGAGAAGGAGCUUGCUGCUGAAGCACUUCGAAGAAAUGAGAAUGACUUUGAGAAGGCGUUGGAUAAUUUGACAAAUCCAGAAGCAAAUUCGGCCAUACAGGUUGAUAUUGAAUCAAGGAAAAGAAAAAGAAAACAGCAAGCAUCAGAAACUGCCAUUGAACAGCUUGUACGUAUGGGCUUUGAAAGAUCAAGAGUGGUUGCCGCUCUUCAGGCUGGUGCUACUAUCGAGCAAGCUAUGCAUCAACUUCUCUCACAAUCCGAUUCAAACCCCACAGUUGGUGCUGAUAACAGUGCCAAUUCUUGCGCACCAAUACUUCCUGAUGCUUCUGGCAGCAGUAAUGAUGUUGGAGGACCAUCAACUGCUAGUGAAGCAGAAGAGAGGGAUGCAGAGAUGGAAGAUGCACUGGCUGGAGAACUGGCGAAAGGAGACGCUUUAACAGACUAUGACAUUGAAGUUACAAAUGAAGGCGAAGCCAUAAAUGAGUACUUGGCUCUGCUGGAGUCAGCUGGUAAUAGCAUGGAGGCAUCGCGACAAUGAGAAGACAACUUAGGCAAUACUUGCGUACUAGUAUAUAUGUAAAUAGAUGGUACAUGUCGAAUCUGCUUCACUGAUAAAGAGGUGUCUUAAGAGUUUAGUCAUGGGCAGUUCAUAAUAGAGUUCCACCAACAUUACACCUCUAAUUGUGAUAGAAAAUAUGACUUGCUUUUCAGUCACAAUGCUUCAUAUUUUAUGCGUA
Molecule: messenger RNA, 2034 nt
Organism: Carya illinoinensis
Lineage: Eukaryota; Viridiplantae; Streptophyta; Magnoliopsida; Fagales; Juglandaceae
Product: NEDD8 ultimate buster 1-like
Exons: 11
Coding region: 186-1835 (549 amino acids)
Biological process (GO): regulation of ubiquitin-dependent protein catabolic process
Molecular function (GO): protein binding
Source: RefSeq, a predicted model, not a curated record